This is a messenger RNA of Lymnaea stagnalis (great pond snail), 6094 nucleotides long. Lineage: Eukaryota; Metazoa; Mollusca; Gastropoda; Lymnaeidae. The record is from the annotation of a GenBank genome assembly.
AGAGGAGGGGCUAGACCCAGCAGUGUCUUCCUCUUUGGUAUUAUCUUAAAAGAGAUUGUAGCAGCUUUGCACAGGAUUUAUCUAAACGUAAGUCCAUGAUAAUGCGGUGGUCCCCCAAUGGUAAGUGGUUUUAAUGGAUGAUCUGGUCAAAAAUGCAUGUCGUAUCUUAGACAACCACAGUCCAGGUGACGAAAAGAAUAACUAUUUUAAAAAUAUAAGGGUUUUAGGUGUUUUUUUUAAAGUUGGGGAUCGCUGCUAUCAAAACUCUGGUAAUCAUGUGUGCAAUAUGUUGCCCUCGUCAUAUUCUUGUGCAAGUGUUGACCUAUGUCCUAUCAGACAUUUUAGAAGCUACGUCCCCCCCCCUUUUCAACCCCCCCCCCCCAUUUUACGUGAAAUUUAGAACUUUAACAUGUUUACAUCGUAAUCUGGUUUUUGUUCUCAGCCUAAUGGCAACAUCUACCCAGUCAUGCAGGACAUCAUUGGUCCCGGGGCCCAGGACCUGACACAGCUUCUCUACGCCCCAGGGCCGUCGCAGGAGGGACCCAGGGGCAGGGGUCGGGGUCGAGGAGGAGGGGAUCGAGAUGACCCCCGGGCUCAGCUCAUCCAGGUUCUUCAAUACGUCAUUGAAAACUUGAUAUACCACAUGACUGAAAUCAUGGUUAGUGUUCCAUGUCUUGACGAUAUUCUAUAGCUAUUGAAAACUUGAUCUACCAGAUGACUGAAAUCAUGGUUAGUGUUCCAUGUCUUGGCGAUAUUCUAUAGCUAUUGACAACUUGAUCUACCAGAUGACUGAAAUCAUGGUUAGUGUUCCAUGUCUUGGCGAUAUUCUAUAGCUAUUGAAAACUUGAUCUACCACAUGACUGAAAUCAUGGCUAGUGUUCCAUGUCUUGGCGAUAUUCUAUAGCUAUUGAAAACUUGAUCUACCAGAUGACUGAAAUCAUGGUUAGUGUUCCAUGUCUUGACGAAAUUCUAUAGCUAUUGACAACUUGAUCCACCACAUGACUGAAAUCUUCGCUAGUGUUCCCUGUCUUGACUCUUGACGAUAUUCUAUAGCUUCAUGACUUUGUGAUUUUAGGUCCUUUCAAAAAAGACCGCCCACUAACAUGUUUAAUUAGUCUUGGACAUCGAUAAAUGUUGUUCUGUGGUGUAAACUAUAUCAAAGAAUACUUUAAGAGUAUUACGCUUACAAAGAAUGGGUUGUUUAGACUACUUUACUUAUUUAAAGUAGUGUUAAACAUAGUGUUAAGCAUAGGGUUAAACAUAAUGUUAAACAACUAUAUAAGCUAUUAAAUCAAACUAAAUUGAAAUAUAUAUAUAUAUAUACAUUUUCAAACAGCCUAAGACUGGAGUGCUGGGUACACACAACAAAUCUGCUGUAUUUGAGAUGAUCAAAAGUGGGAAAAGAUUUCCCGAUGGUUACUUCUGGCAGAUUGAGUUGGUAAGUCAAUUUUAUAGUCUUAUGUAUUUAUGCGGCAAUUAAUAGUUCAACCGAUGGGGUCAUCUAAUAAAUCCAGAUAUAUUCUGCAAAUUGAUGUAGUGGUGUAAUAUAAUGUAGCAUUUCGUCUUCUUCUGUACUUUGAGGGCCCCACGAUCAAUGUAUUCAUCAUUCUGGCUUCUAUUUCUGCAGAGUGUCACGAUAUUUAUGUGCUUGAUUUUGAAUCGGAUAUGUCACUGGUUGCAAGGGCUACUCAGUGAGGGUAUCAGGGACUGGGGAGGGGGGUGGAAGGAAUGAGGCAACAGACGCAAAUAUGUCAAGUUUUGUCGUCUCAACUGUUUCUUUUGGAAUCUUGUUCCAGUCCCUAAUUUUCUUUGACAAGAGGAGCCAAAUGAGCCAGGAUGAGUUCCUGUUCUUCUUUACCAUAUGAUUCUAGUGUAAAAAAGAAUGAAUAUGUUUUGCAACGUGUAUUGAAAAGUAUGAGGGAAUAUUAAAUAGUGUGUAUUCUGAUUAUCAUCUGUUGCGAAUGAUAUGGUGUAAUUUUGUAUGCAUUUUAUGAGGUGUAUUUGUGCCAUGUCACGAGGCUAUUUUUUAAUAUAUAAUAAUAAUAAUAAUAAUAAUAAAGUUCAUUUCAAAAACACGCUUCAUCCCCAAAGGCUCGAAGCGCGGUACAAAGUCAAAAAAAAACAAAUCUAUAGUUUACCACAUUUAAAACAAACGCAACACGACAAAAACUAAGUACAAGCAUACAAUGGCAAAGUCUUUCUAGCCAUUUCAACCAUAAGCAACACAGCCAUUAUGCAUUAACUGGAAAAUAAUGUUGACAAUCAUCCCAGAAUAUAGCGUAACGCAUGGCGCGUUGUAGCUUAUUUUGAAUUAAGAUAUGAUGCCAAAAUAUUGUCAUGUAUUGUAAUAUGAUGCCAAAAUAUUGUCAUGUAUUGUAUUAUGAUGCCAACAUAUUGUCAUGUAUUGUAAUAUGAUGCCAACAUAUUGUCCUGUAUUGUAAUAUGAUGCCAACACUAUUGUCAUCUCUACUCGUUGACAGGACCGACUGCAAUUUGACGGCAGUGGCAGGACAGCAAAUGUGGGAAAUCUAGAGGCCUUCAUUCUCAUUGUUGGCAUCUUCCUUUCCAGGAGUUUUAUCACCACGGUAAGAUGACCACUGCAUGGUUAAGGAUCAUACGAUAAUCAUGUAUUAAGUCAACUAAAUGACCAUCUGUUGCUAGUGAUGCAUUGAGCCAGCAGUAAAGUAAUUUAUCACCAAAAAUUAAAGCAAAAAACAAUUGUUCUAAAGUAAUCCAAAGAUUGUUUUACUUUUUAGCACUUGCAACAUAAACACAUUAUUUUUUAUAUGUUGUACUAUAUUUGAUGUUUUGUACUUUAUUUGAUGUGUUGCAUUUUAUUUGAUGUGUUGUACUUUAUUUGAUGUAUUGUACUUUAUUUGAUGUGUUGUAAUUUAUUUGAUGUGUUGUACUUUAUUUGAUGUGUUGCACUUUAUUUGAUGUGUUGUACUUUAUUUGAUGUGUUGUACUUUAUUUGAAAGCUAUUGAUGAAGCCAGUGGACUACGGUCUGUCCAAUGACCCACUGACCGACACGGGGGAGCGAAACCUGAAAAUGCUGGCCACAUGCCUCUUGUUCCUGGUCAGGAGGGUGUCAGUGAGGCGGGAGUCUCCGAUGCUGGUAAAUUUGAUUUGAGGGUGAUAAGAGGGUGUCAGGAGAGUGUCAGGAGGGUGUAGGGGGUGUUAGUGGUGUCAGAGGGUGUCAGGAGGGUGUCAGGAGAGUGACAGAAGGUGUCAAGGGGGUUUUAGAAGUGGGUCAAGAGUGUGACAGAAAGGAGUCAGUUGGUUGUCAGGGGUGUCAAUUUGUAACAUGAUGGUGUCAGGGGUGUCAAUUUAUAGUAUGAUGGUGUCAGGAGUUUCAAUUUGUAACAUGAUGAUGUCUGGGGUGUCAAUUUGUAGCAUGAUGAUGUCAGGGAUGUACGGAGGUUUUAACUGAGAUAGUCAUGUAUAUAUGAGUUUGACUUGUGGACUUUAGGAGGAUCUUAGCAGGGUGUUAUUGGGGCUUAGUGUGAUUGCAGUCUUGUAAUUCAAAGUUCUAAUAUGACUUCGAGAUCAAAAUCUGGAAAUGCGCCUGACAAAAGACAAAAACCCAGAAAAUUCAACAAGGAACAAACUGGUGUUCCUUUGUUUUUAAAACAAAAUUUAUUUUAUUUAUUUAUUUGGUAUUUGUAGGACAUAAAGUAGAACAAUUUUUUUUUUAAAGCUGUGUUAAUGAUACCAAAAAUAUUCAAAGUAAUACGAAAUAAAGAACAGAUUUUUAAAAAAAUAAUCUAAAAAGUCCCCCCCUCUGUACAGCUCCAACGAUUUUUUUUUUGUUGUUGUUUUAUUUCCCAGCCCAUGCCAGGUGAGGUGGCCAGGUACGUGUAUGCUGACGAGGAGAUGAGACCGGUACAUCUUAGACUGAGGCGGACGUACGAGUACUGUGAGGUAAUGACACACUCAAAGGCUAAACUUGGUUAAAUCUUAAACUUAAUCUGGCCUCGACUUCGUAAUCGUCUGGGAACAGAGUGCACAGAUAAACCCGUUACAUUGCAAACGAUAAAUCGGCAAGUCUUUAAGUUUACAAUUCGUUGAGAAAUUUUAAAAUGUAAUUUUCAGAGUAGUUGAUUGUAAGGAGUAAGUCUACAUGCAACAGUUUUAAAAUUGUACGUCCGCAAUUUUCGUCGGCACUAAAGCCAAAUUUUAAAUGAGCGCAAUUGUUUACAGCUCGUCUUUUGCAAAUGAGGCUAGACGACCCUUCAUUUUUAUUAUUUAAAAUGUUAAAUUAUAAAAGCAUGUUUUCAUUAAUAGAAUUCGCCCCAUCAUAAUGUAAUCCCCUUCUUUAAUGUAGUCUGAUCAUUGAGGGAUGAACUUGCAAUUCUCAGCUACCCGAGACGAGACCAGAAUACUGGAAGACUCGUAAAAAAUAAUUUAAAAAGAAAUAUUGAAAAAUAUUACACCGAUCACAACCACAUUGAUUUAUUAAAAUUAAAUGUGUACUUAAAUAUCAAGAUUUCGACACUUAAAUAUCAAGAUUUUGACACUUAAAUAUCAAGAUUUCGACACUUAAAUAUCAAGAUUUUGACACUUAAAUAUCAAGAUUUCGACACUUAAAUAUCAAGAUUUUGACACUUAAAUAUCAAGAUUUCGACACUUAAAUAUCAAGAUUUUGACACUUAAAUAUCAAGAUUUCGACACUUAAAUAUCAAGAUUUCGACACUUAAAUAUCAAGAUUUCGACACUUAAAUAUUAAGAUUUCGACACUUAAAUAUCAAGAUUUUGACACUUUAAAAAAAAAACAACAACACGUCUUUAACAGCGAUUGCAACUAUUUAAGUGCCAUUUAUGCAUACAACAAAUAUGACCUACACCAUGUCAUUUAUAAAGUCAACGCUAAUUUCUGUCAUGAUUUCCUGACCAGAAUCUGCUGAGAGAGUGGGGAGCCGAGUACAUCAAGCGACUUCGGGAAGCUGUCUCAACGACUACAAAAUCUGCUUAACAGUUGGCGACGUCUAGAGAAUCUCCUUUGAAUUAUCUGCCUCUCUUAUAAAUGUUGGCUUUGGUGGACCCAGAGGUUCCUGUGCAGUAUGGUCUCCCCUUCUUUAUGCUAUCAGAUGACACUUGAGCGAUUCGUAUCGACGUCCAACGCUACGGGACGAAUUUUCGUUGUUACUUCCCUUUUCCCAUUGACCUUGUUUGUACGGAAUGGGAGAUAGUUCACUCAUAAGACUACUAUCGCUUUUAACAGUGUUUAUAAAGUGCACAUGGCUUCAUUAUCUUAUAAAAAGUUAAAUGAAUUAAAUAGCUUAUGACAUCGGGUAUACAACACUGUGAUAUGACUUUAUAACAAUCGUUAUACAACUCAAAGACAUGACUGCAAUGAAGUAUAACAACGGUUGUGCUGCAAAACAUUGAUGUGACUUCAAUUACUUACAACAAUGACUUAACAACGCAGUGAUCUGAAUUCAAUUAACUAUGACAUCUCUGUUAUAAAACAAAGCACUAUGACUUAAAUAACUCGAUAAUUUACGAUCGCAAAACUCAAUCAAAAGUGUUACGAAUUUUUACGAUUUCUGUUGUUUUUAUGCUAAUUAAUCUUGAUAUAAUGUAACAAGUGCCUUAAAGAAAACUCGAACACAACAAACACCAUCAAAGAAGACAGCAGAAGACUAUAGAAUGUAGUUUAUUUAAACUAAAAAAUUAUGAUGUAAUGGAAACAGUGUAUCUGCUCCACUGUGUACAAAACUUUACUGCUCAUGAAUAUAAACUUCUGUACAACAACCAGCCAUUACAUUAACUGCUCAUGAAUCUAAACUUCUGUACAACAACCAGCCAUUACAUCAACUGCUCAUGAAUCUAAACUUCUGUACAACAACCAGCUAUUACAUCAACUGCUCUUGUAAUAUGGACUUUGCACAACAACCUGCUAUUACAUCGACUGCUCAUGUAAUAUGGACAUUUUCCCAACAACCAGCCAUUACAUCAACUGCUCAUGUAAUAUUGACAUUUGCCCAACAACCAGCCAUUACAUCAACUGUUCAUGAAUAUGGAAUCUUGCACAACAACCAGCCAUUACAUCAACUGCUCAUGUAAUAUUGACAUUUGCCCAACAACCAGCCA